AUGUUUGAUUUUUCUGAAAGUUUAAUUCGAAAUAAUUUUCAGGACAAAGAGUUCAAAGGCCCAAUUAAUCAUCUGUUAAAUAAAAAGAUAGCGUUUUAAGAAAGUGAUAAUUAGGGAAGAAGCAUUAAUACCUUUAUGAUCCCUGAUAAUAUGAUGCUAUAAAACACUCCUCCUCUGACUCCUAAAAAUGGAGAUAAAUAUAAAACUAUAGGACCAAGGUAGUCUGAAUUUCAAUCUGCCUAUGAAAUAGAUGAAAUUGAAUCUGAGAAGGAGAGCAAACCUUAAUUUUUGAGAUUAAUCAUAGCUAAAAGUUUACAAAACAAUUUUAUAAAUAACCUUUGGAAUAGAUCAUAUCUAAGGAAACUGCAUUAAUUAUCUACUUAUUAAAUUGAAUAAUUAGAUGAUUUAUAAUUUGAGUAGGAUGGAUUUUCAAAUAUUGCUUAUCCUAAUUAGAGGUCCUUAAUUCAAUCUCUCGCUUUUUGGAACCUAAUUGAUGUAUUUACCCCUUAUAGCAAAUUCAUAGUGAUUUGGGAUGUGUUCCAAAUUCUCACCUAUAUUAUGAUCUUCUUUUGGUUACCUUACAAGAUCUCUUUUGAAAUAUAUUACAUAAGUGAAUUAUUUGACGGGGAUAGAGGCAGUAAGAUUAUAGAAAUUGUGCUCCUCUCUAUUUUGUCACUUGAUGUAGUGGUUGGACUCAAUCUGGCAUUUAUUUACAAGGGAUAAAUCAUCAAAGAUAGAAAAAGAAUUUAGUAAAUAUUACAUUUUAUUUAUGGUCUCAUUAUCCACUGUUUCAGCUUAGCUCUUUAUUCCGUACCUAAGUUCGAAAGACAGCAAUAUGCUCAUCCUACAAAUAGUGCUGGGUGCAAUAUUCUACAUACUCAGAAUAACAAAAAUCAAUAAGAUUUUAGCAUAAAUCUAAGAGUAAUCAUAGUUUUAUCUAGAUUUUUUAACCUCAAUGGAUCACUUAAUGACAUGGUUGGUCUCAUGAAAUUGCUUAUGAUAAUAAUAUUUAUAGCUCACAUCUGUGGAUGCACAUGGCAUGGGAUAGCACAUUACACAAGUAAUUAUACUUGGUUGGAUGCUUACAACUUAAGAGAGAAAACAAAUAGUACUAGAUACAAUUACUCAAUAUAUUGGGCGACCAUGACAAUGACAACUGUAGGUUAUGGUGAUAUCACAGCUCAAAAUAACCUGGAAUUAUUAAUGAAUAACAUAACCAUGUUUGUAGCCAGCAUAGUUUUUGCUUAUUCUGUUAAUAGCAUAGGAAUAUUCGUGUCUAAUAUGUACAAAGGAACAAUGGAAUACAGCAGGACAGUUACUUUGAUUAAUACCUUUAUGUCUAAGAAUAAAAUUCAAUUUGAUUUACAGACAAGAAUAAGAAGUUAUUUAGAGUACAUUUGGUAGGAAGAAUAAGAAAUGAAUGACGAUGAGGUUGGUUCAAUUGUGAAAAAGUUGAGUAGACAUCUCUAAGAUGAAUUAUAAUAUCAAUUGCGAGGUAACAUUCUUAAGAAUUGUAAAAUCAUUAUGAAAUUGUUUUCUGAACAAUUUCUCAAGAAUCUCCUUUAAUCUAUGGAGGAAUUGUCAUUUAGUCCUGAUGAAAGAAUAAUUACAUGUAAUUAAAUAGACGAUUGCUCGUUAUAUAUAAUUACUAAAGGGGAAGUAGAGUUAAUAUUCUCAGGGAAAAAUUAGUUAGGAGACAUGAUAAAGAGAAACUCGAUCAAAAUACUCAAGUAAUAUUAGUCUUUUGGAGAGGUUGCAUUUUUUACUGGAAAUCCUAGAACAGCUACUGCGAUCUCUAAAGGAUUUACAAGGGCGUUUAAAAUAAAAAGAGAAAAUUUUCUGGCUAUUUUACAAUAGUUUUCCCAAAUGAUUACGAAAAAAGUUUUGUGA
Molecule: messenger RNA, 1890 nt
Organism: Paramecium tetraurelia
Lineage: Eukaryota; Ciliophora; Oligohymenophorea; Peniculida; Parameciidae
Exons: 2
Source: RefSeq, a predicted model, not a curated record